AGGUUUGUGUUUCUCUGUUUAAAUCGCUGAUAAUGAGGUUUCUUCUGUCCAUAUAUUUUCAUAUUUAGAGAACUCUUCAGUCAUGUUUUCCUUGAAAUAUAGAAAAAAAAGCGUGUCCCUAAUAUUCUCAAAUUUUUUAUUAAGGUCCACCACAAGAUCAAAAAAAUUUUCACUAUUAGUUGGUCUAAUCAUUUUGCUGCUCCUCUAUCAUGUUAUAUCAAUAGAAAAAUUGACCAAUUAUUCAAAUAGUCUUCCACUCUAUCCAUAUUUUCAUUCCAAAUUUAUAGAACACCAACUUGAUCAGUUGAACUCUCCUAUUUCUUCCUCAGUAUAUUACCAUACCAAUUUUAUACCUUAUAAUUUCACUUUAUUCAAAAAUCCCUUUAAUAUAAAUUUUCUAAAAAAUUAUCAAAUAUCUCAAUUAAUUAACUUCAAUCCAGUUUUAUUUGAUUGUAACUCUAUUUCUAAUAACUAUGAUGUUUAUAAUCACAACUAUGGAAAAAAAUAUAAUAAAAACAAUUUUUUAAUAUCUUAUCCAAAGAAAAAGAUAUCAUUAUCAUCAAAAUCUCAAUAUCUCAAUGAUUUGAAAAUUUUCAAAUCCCAAAUUAUCAAUUCUGUAUAUUCAGAUCUACUAUCUCCACUGGAAUUCAAAAAGGACUAUACAACCAGAAAUCUUAAAAAAAGUUGGUAUCAAUAUGGUGCAAGUUCAAUAUUUUUUAAAAAAAAUGAUCUAUUCUUAUUGACUAAUAGAAUUGUCUAUUCUGACACCGAAAAAAGAUCUUUUGCAAGAUCGAGUUUUUUAUCUUUUCAAAUAUAUGACAAGAAUUGGAAUCAACUAUAUUCCAAAAACAAUAAACAUCUAUAUUGCUUUGUUAAUCCGGAUUUAUCGAAUUUAAAAUGUUUCAAAGCCCCUGCAAUACUAGAUAUUCCUUUUUAUUUUGAACUUAAUCAAACUUCAAGAUUUUUUGGUCCUGAAGAUCCAAGGAUCUUAAUCAAAAAAACUUACUAUAAUUUUUAUAAUAAUCAAGAAAACAGAACUUUGAUAGAUUCAAUUGAAUUGGAAGAGCCAAUAAUUAUUUAUAAUAAAAUGACAAAUCAUACUUUUGAUUAUUACCGACUAAUUCAUGCUUUUUUACCCUUUCAAAAUAAAGAAAUAACUUUCACUUUCAACAAGCAAGCAAAUACAGAAAUUGAAAAAAAUUGGCAACCCUUUUUCAAUUCAAAAAAUAUUAUCGAUGUUUAUCUUGAAAACAAUGAAAACGAUAGAAAUAAUCCAACCCAUUUCACAAACGGUUAUAUUAAUUUUAUUUAUUCAAUUGAUCCCUUGGAAAUUCUAUUAUGUAGCUUAAACACUGGUAUAUGCAAUUUCCAAUUUCAGGAUAACAUUUACUGGAAUUCCAAAAAAUUAUCAGUAGAUCCUGUUCCUGAUAAUGAAAAUAUCUUAUUCAAUAGUGUAGUGAAUAAUGAUAAAAUUAGUGCUAUGAGAGAUUACAACAUUUUCAUUGGAUUUCCAAGAACUCAUAUUGAUGAUUGUGGUUGUUGUAAAGUGACUUAUAGACCAUCGUUUAUUGUUUUAUUAAAUUUGAAAAAUUCUUCAACCUAUCAAAUUAAUUCAAUUUCUUCUAGUUUAGAUUUUAAUAUCGAUGUUCUAAAUUGGAAAUUGGCUGAACAAUUAGAUUCAUGCAUCGGCUUUCAAAAUGUUUUAAUUCCAAAUAGUAUAUCAUAUUGGGAUAUAUUUAAUAAUUCAAUUUCAAUUGUUGAAAAACAAAAGAACAUUAUCAAUAGCUCAAAUUCCGAACUGGAUACCAAUAUAGAAUCAAAAUCAGAAUUAGAAUUGGAAUUUGAUGAUUAUAUGGGUCUUAUGUUAACUGAAGCUGAUUAUUCGAAUGUGUUGAUUCAUAUUAGAGGAUUUCUAAAAUUUUUAAUCAAUGAACUUGACUUCUUUAAAAAGCAACCUCAACACAAACUCGCUAAUUCAACAGAUGGUUUAUCUAAUGAAGAAGCUCAAAAUGUAUUAAAAAAAAUUAACAGUAAUUUACUAGUGCAAUGUGCACUAGAAGAUUCAAAACGAUAUUGUAGUGAAUAUGGAUUAAGCCAUAGUCCAUUUGUUCCCAGUAGUCAUAGAAAUAAGAAUAAAAAUCCCUCCUGA
Molecule: messenger RNA, 2149 nt
Organism: Ascoidea rubescens DSM 1968
Lineage: Eukaryota; Fungi; Ascomycota; Saccharomycetes; Ascoideales; Ascoideaceae
Product: glycosyltransferase family 91 protein
Exons: 3
Coding region: 83-2149 (688 amino acids)
Molecular function (GO): mannosyltransferase activity
Source: RefSeq, a predicted model, not a curated record